Durusdinium trenchii is the source of this 1793-nucleotide messenger RNA. NCBI's taxonomy places the organism in Eukaryota, Dinophyceae, Suessiales, Symbiodiniaceae. The record is from the annotation of a GenBank genome assembly.
UGCGAACCGCUUGUUUUGUCGGGCCAUUUCGGCUUGCAAAGUGCUCCCUCACUUAUGAUGCGCACCAAGAGUGGGUGCGCAUUAAAUGCCGCCAAUCCAAGAGAUCUGCGCCCUGUGAAACACAGUUGGGGUAGGUCUACGCGGCCAGGAGGAUUGUCCCAGUCGCUGGUUGCAGGAUCCUGAAGGAUGCGACACUAUGUUGGUGGCAAGUGGGGCUUCUCCCUCAUUUUCGGCAUAUAUGGCUCCGUGUUCCCGUAUGCUUUCAUCAUGGCUGUGGUGAACGCAGCUCUGACAUUUGGAGUUUCUGUUAGCAUGGAGCUCAGUGACGGUUUCAAUGCGGACCCGCAGACUACAGAAACCGUUGCGACGCUCAUGGCAAUCUUUAGCGCUGUGAUGAUGUUCAUUUUGACAUUUCGCAGUGACAUUGCCUACGAGAGAUGGUGGGAGGGUGGCACCUUACUACAGAAGACCCGUGGAGAGUGGUUCAAUGCCUACAGCAGUUUGGUGGCCUUCAGUUCUGCUAGACCAGAGCUGCAAAGACAGGUGAUGGAGUUCCAUCAUCUAUUGGCUCGCCUGAUGUCUUUGCUGUUCUGCUGUGCGCUUCAGCAAGUUUCUCCUAGCAAAGAACGGCCGUUCGAAAUCCUGGACACGCAGGGUAUUGAACUAGAAAGCCUGCUGUAUUUGGAGAGCACCAGAGACAAGGUGGAGAUCAUAUUGCAAUGGAUCCAGAGAUCCAUCGUCCUUCGCAUGAAUGACGGCGUGCUUCCUGUUGCUCCUCCAGUCUUGUCUCGAGCUUUCCAGGAAUUGUCUCGUGGCAUUGUGAAUCUGCAGAAUGCGAGAAAGAUCGCAGACUUCCCCUUCCCCUACCCCUACGCGCAGGUAAGCAUUUUGAUGCUACUGCUUCAUUGGGGCCUCAUGCCAUUUUGGUGCAGCAUGUUAUUGUCCAAAACGAUGGCUGCGGCAACCUCCUUCGUAGUGAUUUUCUUCCUGUGGUGCUUGAACUUCAUAGCGCUGCAGCUAGAGGCUCCGUUUGGAGAUGAGCCGAACGAUCUGCCAAUGGAUCAAAUGAUCCUGGAUUGGAAUAACAGCUUAUGCACUUUAUUGUCUCCAAGAUCACAGCGCCCACCAGCGUUUGAAUUCGAUCCCGCCGUUCAUGGCAGGUGGAUCACCUCCUUGUCCUCUGACAUUCCUACGUUGUUGGGCUUGGAGGAGGAGGAAGAGGAGUUGGAAGAGGAGGACUGUGAGGAGGAACUGGCAAAUGCCAAAGUAAAGGCUGUGGCGUCAGAUCACUGCGCAGCACCCAGGAAGAUUCAGAUUCCUUCAGCCAAUCUCCAUCCGCAAAGGCAAACGGUUCGUCUUCAGGCGCAGGAUGGACGCAAAGACGAAAGGAUAUCACGACGCGACCGUGCACCAUCCUCGAGCCCGCCAAGCGACUCGAGCUUGAAUGGAGAGGAGAAGAGAAAAGGAUCAAGAAAGCCACAGCUGACGAUGAUGAAAAGCCUAUCGAGUACGAGCAUCAUCAACUCGCAAGUAAAUGACACAACUGUUGACAACGAAGAACGACGUGGUCGCGAAUUGCCUGAAGGCCCACCUGUGACCUUGGAAGCACAGCCUGAGCGCUCGACAAGGAACAGGCUUUAGCCGGGGUUUUCCAGCUGAUCUGGCUCACUCCACAUAUAGAGUGUAUAGAAAGUUGAACACUCAACUGGUUAACCACAUUUUAUCAUUUCCAAAUGAAGUUUCACUGUGCAAUGUGGAAGGAGUGCCGAACAGGGAUCCUCAUUAAAAAGGGG